This is a messenger RNA of Purpureocillium takamizusanense, 2641 nucleotides long. RefSeq lists its product as uncharacterized. NCBI's taxonomy places the organism in Eukaryota, Fungi, Ascomycota, Sordariomycetes, Hypocreales, Ophiocordycipitaceae. The transcript is spliced from 5 exons. The record is from RefSeq and is a predicted model, not a curated record. The coding region runs from base 991 to 2274 and encodes 427 amino acids.
UGUGAAUACAAUAGAGGACGACUCCGCUCGCGUGGAGGCAAGAGAGGAGGAAGAGGACGGUGCGUACGCCAUCUCGGCCAGCGUUAUGGCCCAAGUGCCGGGCCUCGUCGGCCUAGCACCGCCAAUGCGGGCCGUGUGGCCCCCCCCUCAUCGCCAUCGUCUAAAAAAUUCAUUUAGAUUUUGGCAGCUCAUCUCUCGUGCAACACACCAUCGCGCUGUGCCCCAGUUUUGGAAAUGGGAAUCAACGCCGUGAAGUGGGAGGUGAGGGGGGUGGAUGGCCGGACUGGGAGAAGCGCGCAAGCCACACAUCGACAGCGGCAAAGCCACUGGCCAUGCCCGCGCAUGUGUCGUUCGCCCAACAGACAGGGUUUCCCCGGGCGGUCAGUGCGGAGGCAACUUGGCACUAGCAGGCACCAAGCGGUCGUGGCCGAUCCCUUGUUAGGGCUUGCACUCCGAACGAGGCUUGACAGCUGACAAGACCGUCUGGUCUCGAGUCUUAGACAGCCAUGACUCGUCCCGAUGCCAGUGACAGCCGACAGAGCCGUUGUUGGCGUCGGCGGGAUGGCUGGCCCAGAUUGGGAUAUUAACGUUCACGACCAGCAUGGAGCGGGCGUGCGCUGGCGCGAGCACAAACAGUCUGGGGGUUUGAACUCUGAAGCCCUCCAUUCCAUCUCCAUAUAUGUACACCAUUGCGUCGCCGGCUUUUGGUGAUGCAGUUGUCACGACUCUAGGAGCGCGCGAGCUUUGGUGCCCCGCGCCUGCUUUUUAGAGCACCUUCCCUAUACGAAGCAGUCUCAAGAGCAGUUUCCCAAUCGUCUUCUCACUUUCGACUGACCAGUCACCGGGUCACCGGGUCGCCGGGUCACCGGGUCGCCAAGCGCCGACGGAAGGAAGCUGCACCAAGUUGCAUUUCGGCAGGCACGCCGUCCUUUUUCUUAUUUCCAUGUGCGACGGCCGCGCCUCAAGACCUGCUGCUUCGGUCUCGCCAACAUGCGUUUCUGGCUGAAUGCGGCACUCGUGGCGUCCAUCCUGCUGCCCUCGCCGUCUCGCGGGCACACAACUAGAGCCAAUGCCCUCGGUACUCCCACGCAGGUGCUGGCUGACGUUCCCAAAUGCGCGGCCAGCUGCCUGACCACGGCCGUGUCCAAGUCAUCAUGCUCUCUCUCGGACAUGCAGUGCAUCUGCGACACAAAAUCAAUCAAUGAUGAAGCCAGCCAGUGCAUAUUGCACUCGUGCUCCCUCUCCGACGCGCUCGUCGCCAAAAACGUCACAUCAAUAGCCUGCAAUGCCCCCUUUCGUGAUAAAUCGGGCCAGUAUAGCGCCAUGGCCAUCUCUCUCGGAUCUAUCGCCGUCUUCCUCGUCCUGGCCCGCGUCAUUUUCAAACGCUUCUUCAGCGCAAGGCGCUCUCUUGCUCCCGAGGACACAGUUAUCCUAGGCACUCUGGCUCUUCGUGUGUCCUGCAUCAUCAUCAACGUCCGCGGCCUCGCUCACCAUGGUCUGGGCAGGGACGUAUGGACACUGCCCUUGGAGGAGCUGUCGACAUUUGGCAUGUACCUCUACAUCAUGGAGGUACUAUACUUUGUCGAAUUGUCCCUCAUCAAGAUCAGUCUAUCGCUGUUUUACAUGGGCAUCUUUCCUGGGACGAAUAUCCGGCGGCUGCUCUUGGGAACGACUAUCUUCAACGGCAUUUUUGGCCUGGCGUUUGCCUUGGCAGGCAUUUUCCAAUGCCAGCCGGUCAGCUACUUCUGGACCCAAUAUACCGAUCCGCGAGGCGGCAGUUGCAUCAACCUGAACGCUUUUGGCUGGGUCAACGGUGCUCUCAGCGUGGCGGUUGACCUCUGGUUGAUUGCCAUACCCCUAAGCCAGGUCUCGAAGCUAACCUUGCACUGGAAGAAGAAGAUGGGGGUCAUCAUCAUGUUUAUCAUGGGAACUUUUGUCACUGUUGUCUCCAUCUUGCGACUGCAAUCUCUCGUUUUCUUCGCCAACUCGACCAACCCAACUUAUGAUCAGUGGAGCCCCGUCAAUUGGUCUACCGUCGAGGUCAACGUUGGCAUGAUAUGCACGUGCCUCCCGAGUUUGCGGCUUAUCCUUGUGCGCAUCUUCCCUCGCCUUGGGUCCGGGUCCAAGGGUGGGAGGUCGCACGGCUCUGAUUCUUCUCAUUCGCAACCGAAGCUGUCCGAUUCCAGGGUCACCAAGGAGCAACAUCACCUGUCCGACCUGGAGUCCGGCAAGGUGCACCAGUGGCAUCGCAUAGAGACCGAGUCAAUAUCAUAGAGCACUGGAGUCAGUACCAAGGACUUGCCCGCUUGUGGAGAUUUGCGCGACCUAGCUUGAAUCCAUUUGUUUGGCAGUAAAAAACAGGAUGCCUCGGUUUGGAUCAAGUCAAAAAGUAUCAUAAUACAAUGAUCUUCCAUUGAGCGUGGCAUGCGAAUAGCCAUGAUUCGAUCGGGCUACAGCAACUAAUAAAUAAAUUUCAGGUCCCGCGCCGUUUACCAGUGCGGAACUACAAAGUUUGAAUUCAUCUGGCCCGUCAUUGCAGCUGGGUACGAGGCGGCGAAGCCUGCACGAAGGUCCAUGAAUCUGUAAAGAUUACGAGGAAGCAGAAGAGUUGAAGUCUAUGCUAUCAAGGGGCCCAAGGCGG